GAUAUUUACAACUUUGAUAAGACAGGUCUUUACUAUUGUAUGCUACCUGAUUGUUCACUUGCUACAAAGCAGCUCUCUGGAGGCAAGGGAGAUAAAACUCAUAUCUCUCUUAGCUUUAUUACUAAUACUAAUGGAUCUGAUAUAAGAGGUCUAUUGUUUAUUAGGCAUGCUUGA
This is a messenger RNA of Fomitiporia mediterranea MF3/22, 174 nucleotides long. RefSeq lists its product as uncharacterized. NCBI's taxonomy places the organism in Eukaryota, Fungi, Basidiomycota, Agaricomycetes, Hymenochaetales, Hymenochaetaceae. The annotation marks the transcript as partial. The transcript has a single exon. The record is from RefSeq and is a predicted model, not a curated record.